AUGACCAGGAUUCUGUUGCAGAGUUCUGAAUUUCUGAUAAAAUUUGUUUUUGCUGCACAGCAGAAGCACAAGGAGAAACGCCUGGAAAGGGCGGAAUAUAAGGCCGCCGAGGCGGGUGGGCGGGGCGCCAAGCAGGAACCCUCUUCCCCUUCUUUCCCCUCCAUCGCCUCCUCUUACUCCCUUCUCCUCUUUUCCAGUUACUGCUACACCUGCCAGACCCACGUGCCUCCCCGCUGCGGGCACUGUUUCGCCUGCAACGUCUGCGUCCUCCGGCGCGACCACCACUGCACGCUGCUCGGCCAGUGCGUGGGCUACCAGAACUACCGCUACUUCAUGUGCCUGCUGCUGCACAGCUCGCUCGCCCUCCUCUUCGGCUGCGUGCUCAAUGUGGGAGUGGUCGCGUCCGUGCUCCAGGGGGGCCACCCUGCUCAGACAAUCCUGCUUCUUGUUCUGCCUUGGCUGAUGCUCCUGAUGGGGCAGGUGGACAUUGUUGCCUUCUGCUACGCUUUUGUGACGGACGCCUGCGUUGUGGGCUUCCUCUUCUCCACCGGCUUCCUCCUCUUCCACAGCCUCCUGGCUGUGCGCGGACAGACCACGAAGGAAUGGUUUGAAGGAGAUCGCCAAUACGACAUGGGCUGGCGGGACAACCUGCGUGAGGUCUUGGGGGAAAGAUGGUAUCUGGUGUGGUUCCUGCCUUUCCUUGCUUCCCCUUUGCCGGGAGACGGGAUCACCUUCAAAACCAAAGGUCCCGGAGCGGAAUCGCCCCCCAGAUCCCUCCGUCUCUGAAGAGGUCUCCGGUCCAUACUGCAUGAAGGAAGAUCUCAUCCUUGUGUGCGAAGAGCCUCCUUGCCUUCUGCUCAAAAACAGAUGAUUUUGGCAAUGAACUCUUAGGGUCUUCCAUGACCAUCGUGUUUGCUUCUGAGCAUGGGUGGCCUCUGCUUUCAUCUGGUUUGGUCAUUUUCCCCCCAUACACACCGUGGGUGUACUCAUCGGCAACCUGAAAUGGUUCGCGUUGGCAAAGGAAAGACAUUUACAUGAAGAACUAGACCAUCCUAUUUGGGCUGGAUUAAUCUCAGUGAGAUGGUUGAUGCUGGGAUCCAGUUUCUUUGCUGCCUCUCUUGUAGACGUCGUAUUUCCCCACCAGCUUACUUCUCUGUACCCGCGUGAAUAUUUUGCAUUCCUUAUUCUCUCAGGUUGGACUAGGAAGAAGAAGUUAGACACAACACACAAAACCCUAUCCGAGUCAAGUGGCCAUAGCUUUCGCUUCCCCUUGAUGAGGUUCGUGUUUAGGGUACGCAGGAAAAAGACAUUCCACAGAAGCGAACAGAGUCUGGGCAUUAGGCAGUUCUGGCAUAGAACUGAGUGGAGGAAUUCUUACAUUUUUUUUUACUCAUUAAUUUUUUAAAAAACUCUACCAGCCAUGUCACAGCACCCGGGAUUCUUGCACUGCAGCUUGUAGCUUUUUGUAAAUACCUGCACGUACUCUUGUAAAAUGUUGUCAGUUUUCUCAUCUCUCGGCUCAUGCCCUGCUUGCCUGGAAAGUCUGCACAGCUACAAACCCAGAACACGGGAUGGGUGAGAAGGAUGGGAGGGAGGAAGGAUGGGAG
Messenger RNA from Pogona vitticeps (central bearded dragon), 1607 nucleotides. NCBI's taxonomy places the organism in Eukaryota, Metazoa, Chordata, Lepidosauria, Squamata, Agamidae. The record is from RefSeq and is a predicted model, not a curated record.